Messenger RNA from Oryctolagus cuniculus (rabbit), 1707 nucleotides. RefSeq names its product zinc finger CCHC-type containing 9 (gene ZCCHC9). NCBI's taxonomy places the organism in Eukaryota, Metazoa, Chordata, Mammalia, Lagomorpha, Leporidae. Gene Ontology annotation, molecular function: zinc ion binding; nucleic acid binding. Gene Ontology annotation, cellular component: nucleolus. The record is from RefSeq and is a predicted model, not a curated record.
UCCUCGCCGCGCGGCCGCUUCCCGGCGUGUACUCAUCGGGGGUCGCUGCCGCGGGAGCCCGACGCCCUCCCGGUGGGCCGAGAGCCUGUGAGGGGCCCCUGUCCCCGCUCGGCUUUAGCUCGGAGCCGGUCUCUCUUGGGAUCGGUUACGCGGGUGCAGUGCGUGUAGGACGGGCUUUCGGAAAGUCCUGGCGGGGCGGGAUGCGUGGUGGGAACGGACGAUGCGGGAUUUCAGGAUUUUGAGCUUGUUGGGCACCGAAGUAAGCUUCGGAGAUCCGAUUCUGCACGAGCGUCCGGAGGGCCCCAGGUGCACUCGUGAAUAUUGGAGAAGAGCGCGGUGCUCGGGCUGUCAGCGCGGGUAGCGCCCCUUCCCAUUGGAGGGCUGGCGCCAGAGAGAGCUGAAGGGGGGUCCAGGCCGCCGGGCUGCAGGCGGCUGCGAGCUCCCCGUUCAGGGACGAGCACGGGCAGGGACCGCGAGGGAGCCGCCCUGAGGCUUCGGAGACAGCACGCGCGGCCAGAUGCGUAGGUACCUGCGCCGACACCAUGACCAGGUGGGCACGAGUCACGACCACGCGCAGCAAGAGGCCCUUGCCUGCGACGUCCUGGGAGGACCUGAGGAAGGGGUCUUCCGAGAGAGCCGGCCAAAACCUGCCGAGGCGCAAGCAGCCCGACGAGGCACCCCAGGCCAAACGGAAGAAGAACAGGAAGAAAAAAGAGUACUUGAAUGAGGACGUCAACGGGUUCAUGGACUACCUAAGAGAGCACGCGCACGGGGGUCCGCAGGGGCCGGCUCUGGCCGCGGACAGUGAGGACGUCAGGGAGGAAGUAGCACGCGCUCUCAAGAAAGACAGUCGCCGCGAAGGGCGCCGGCUGAAGAGACAAGCGGCCAAGAGGAACGCGAUGGUAUGUUUCCACUGUCGGCAGCCUGGCCAUGGGAUCGCAGAUUGUCCGGCUGCCCUGGAAAAUCAAGAAAUGGGCACUGGAAUAUGUUACCGGUGUGGGUCCACAGAGCACGAGAUAACCAAGUGCAAGGCCAAAAUAGACCCGGCUCUUGGUGAAUUUCCUUUUGCAAAAUGUUUUGUGUGCGGGGAGAUGGGGCACCUGUCCAGAUCUUGUCCUGACAACCCCAAAGGACUCUACGCUGAUGGUGGUGGUUGCAAACUUUGUGGCUCUGUGGAACAUCUGAAGAAAGACUGCCCCGAAGCUCAGAAUUCAGAGCGCUCGGUCACGGUUGGUCGCUGGGCGAAGGGAAUGAGUGCCGACCAUGAAGACAUUCUAGAUGUGCCCAAGCCACAGAAACCCAAAACAAAAGUCCCGAAGGUUGUUCAUUUUUAGUAAGGAUUAGAACCGCCGCUGUCACUUUGCAAACUGGGCGCGCUGGAGCCACGCCGCUCUCCGUGUGCAGUGAGCCGUCCUGCCUGGCCGAGGAAGCACUUCUGCGCUGUCCGGAGAAGCCACCGAGGACGUGGAUUUCCCCAGAGGACGAAUUCUUAACAGACCAAGAAGUCACUGCGCCGUUCCAGUGCUGACUGCACUCCCGGGAACUGCCCCUGGACACAGGGCACCUGCAUUGCCAGCGAAUUUUUUAGACAUACUUUUUUCUGGAUUCAGAGUAUCCAUUUUUAUUAUAACAAAUUUAUUUAUACAAAUUGACAUGAAAUAAUGUAUUUUUAAAAUAGUGAAUAAAAACACAUUUACUAUUUGCUUA